Protopterus annectens (West African lungfish) is the source of this 3149-nucleotide messenger RNA. RefSeq names its product zinc finger DHHC-type palmitoyltransferase 21 (gene ZDHHC21). Gene Ontology annotation, biological process: protein targeting to membrane; peptidyl-L-cysteine S-palmitoylation. The record is from RefSeq and is a predicted model, not a curated record. Gene Ontology annotation, molecular function: protein-cysteine S-palmitoyltransferase activity. Lineage: Eukaryota; Metazoa; Chordata; Ceratodontiformes; Protopteridae. Gene Ontology annotation, cellular component: Golgi apparatus; endoplasmic reticulum. The coding region runs from base 373 to 1173 and encodes 266 amino acids. The transcript has 8 exons.
ACCACACUGAAUGAAUCAGCCCAACUGUUACAGAUUUGCCUACGUCAUGCAAGUGUACAAACCCAGGACUGCCCUCAAGUGCGCGCGUUCACGCUUGUUCUACACUGGGAACACUCGUUUAGCAACACUUCGAGUAUUUCAUGGUUUUGCGAGUCAGGAAUUUUGACCCAGCUGGCUUUCCUUGUUAGAUUGUCAUUUUUUUUCGAGACUGGAUGUAAAUGCCUAUACCAGAGUCUGUUCUCAAAACACGGAAGAGGUGGUCUUAGUAGUGAAUGGUGGAGGAAUGUGGUGAGGGUACUGUUAGUGUUUUACCGUCGUGAAGUUACUGUCAUCCCACGCGGUUUCACAGGGAAGCAAAGCAGGCAUUCUGGAAUGGGCCUUAGGAUCCACUUUGUGUUUGACCCACAAGGCUGGUUUUGUAUGACCAUGAUUGUUUUUGUAUGGUUGUAUAAUACACUUUUUAUUCCAAAACUAAUCCUUUUUCCACAUUAUGAAGAGGAACACAUUUCAUCUGCUGUAAUAGUCUGUUACUACUUGGCUUCUUUGUUGUGUGUUACCUCCUUGGUGAGAGCGUCUGUUGCUGACCCAGGUAGACUGCCGCAGAACCCUCACAUACCUCAUUCAGAAAGGGAAUACUGGGAUUUGUGCAGUAAGUGCAAUUUGAUGAGACCAAAGCGAUCCCAUCACUGUAGCCGCUGUGGGCACUGCGUCAGGAAAAUGGAUCAUCACUGUCCAUGGAUUAACAACUGUGUGGGUGAAGACAACCACUGGCUGUUCCUGCAGCUCUGCUUCUAUACAGAGGUCCUGAGCUUGUUCACUCUGGUCCUAGACUUCUGCCAGUAUUACUACUUCCAUCCUUUAACUAAAGCAGGCAAUGUGGAGUAUUUUUUAUACAGACAUGAACUAGCAGCUUUGAGAAUAUCUGCUUUCAUGGGCAUCUUGAUGUUUGGAGGAAUGAGUGGCCUUUUCUACACCCAACUAACAGGAUUGUUAACAGACACUACAACGAUAGAAAAGAUGUUGAAUUGUUGUGAUGAUAUGAUGAAGCCCAGAAAACCAUGGCAGCAGACCUUCUCAGAAGUUUUUGGCACCCACUGGAAGAUCCUGUGGUUCAUUCCUUUCAGGCAAAGACAACCACUUCGAAUCUCCUACCAUUUCACCAAUCACGUUUAAACAGAUGGAUGCUGGGCACUGUCGGCUCCCUAAUGCUGAAAUGUAUUGCAGGUUUCAAAAUAAUGGAGUCAAGCUGCUCUGAAAUCAAUUAAUAAUUGACACUUUCAGUUUGAUCUUCUCUACAGUGUGCUGCAGGCUCAGUUGCAAGAGAUAGUCUAAUCCUGCUGUGUGAAGUAUAUAAGUUGUACACAGAAAAGCAUCAUUUACAAAAAUUGCUCAUAUCCCAACAAUGUACUUCAAAUAAUUAGUACUGUAUGAAGUAAAAGGAAUCUUGGCGGAUGGUAUACUUAUGUUUUAAUCAAAGUAAAUAUAUAGUUUUUAUUUAUUUAUUUGAACAGAUGUGAUUAUUUCUAAUAAUUUUAAUAACUGGUUUCUGUUGUAAAGGUUUCCCAUAUUGCAGAGCACUGUGCAGACAUGCUAAUAGACCUGUGUCAAUAUAUGCUUUCAACUUUUCACAUCUAGAAGAUUGUUACAAAGGAAGUACAGUUAUAAUGAAAAGAAUGCCUUUUUCAGGUUUCCAGUACUUACUGCACAUUGCAUUCAUUGUACACUUUUCUGUGUUAGAGGAUUGCUAAUUUUAGGACGUUUUCUCAUAUUGUUUCCAUGAUAGAUAUGGUUAUUGGGGAUUGGGCACACAUGUUGUUUUUAUUACUGAUUUAACUGUUGAUACAUUUUGUUAAGCUGAUCAUAAGUACAACUCAGGAGCGUGUGGUAAAACAGGAAGAAUGUAUUUCAGGACUCUUCCUGUUUUAAGUUUUGUGGAUGUUUAUAAUUUUUUAUGGUAUACUUUGACAGGAAUGGAUACCAUUCCUGAGUCAGUGAGCAAAUAGCAUUUAUGAAAUUAGUAUUGCUUCGAUAUUUGUCAUUUACCAAAAGUGCUGUUCUCAGCACAUGCACUGACAAUUGCCUCCUCCCAUAGUUCAUACAGAGUUACCGAUCCUCUGUUUGGAUAUUCUGGGUUUGUUGCACAAAAAAAACAAUACAUAAUCACUUCUUAUUAUCAGCUACUUGCUUUUUCUCUGUGCCUCUUAGUUGGCCAAUCAGUGUUUUUUGCUUUUUUUUUUUUCCAUCUGCCACAGGCAAGCUACUCACAGCAUGACCUAACCCUGUGGCUGGAGUGCCUUCUAAGCAGGUAACACUAAUGGGUGCCGGGAAUACUUGACUGGCAUUUCUGUCUGCUACCUAUGUUUUAAUGUGCAUAUAUUCUACAAGGCAAAAUUGUAGGUAGCUUUGAUUGUUUCACAAAAUGCUGCACUAAACAGAAUUACCCUUUCACUAACUCUGGCAGUAAGCAAAAGCUUUUGUAUGUGCAAACAUCAUUGUUGUCUUAACUGAAUAAACCAGCAGUUUGGUAAAUACUAGCUAUAAAUCUGUAAUGGUGGUGAGCAUUUCCCCACACAGCCAGGCUUUCAUUUUGCCAGUUUAGUGCUUUUUUGAACAACUUGUUUUGACUUUCGUUGUAACUGUAAAAUAUGUUUUAUUAAGAGCUGAAAUAAAUUCUCUUGGAAAUGACAUUGGAGAGGAAGAACUUCUGCGGUCAGUUGGCUACUUUGGUUAAUAUUAAAGCUCCAGUUUGAGAUAUAUUCCCUGUUCCAUUUAACAAACUCUGCCAUGAUAACUGCAGGUGUUUUUCAUUGUUAUUUGUGAUGCCAAAGACAUUGAUUGGAAAUGAUCUAAUGUUUUCAGAAGGCGGCAAAUCAGAAGUAGAAAUGUAAAUUGUACUUGGACAAUAUAAGUAAAAUGAUUCAUGUAUUCUACACCUGCUGCCCUUUAAGCAAAAUAAUCUUGCACAUUUGCUGCUAAAAUGUCUGUUAGCUUUAUCGUAAGAAACCAGAAUGUUGGAAGUAUACUAUCCAAAGCCUGUGUGUAACCUUUUGUCUGUAUUCGAAAAAAAUGUUAAUUUUAUGUACUGUUGAUUUGCAUUGUUUUUCUUGAAAUGUCCAAUUGUUCAUAAUGCAUUCCUUUUUAAAAUGUGA